AGAAAAAUCCCAAUUUGGAAAGUGGCUUUUUGGGGAAUCUGCAUAGUUUCGAGCACUGACUUUUCCUACCCGACAGGCCAAUUGGUCGCCUUUAACCCAGGCGGGGCCUUUUGCCACUUUUCGCCGCCGUGACAAUAGUUGUGACUGGUUACGGAAAAGCUAUGCAAAGUUCCAUCUCUAGCUCUCUGCCAUAGUCAAAACAUUAAAGUCGCAUUUUUACAAAGUUGAAAAAUGUUGAAUUAAGUAUUUACUUAGCAGUAGAGCAACGUGAAAAGAACGGCCAGAGGUUGGUAGUGCGAGUCUCACCCAUAUCCACCUGCAGUUCCAGUUCAGCUCCUAGACCAGCUCCAGUUCCGCACCAGCAAACCCCGCACACACAUCCAAGUCCCAAGCAGCCACCGAAAUGGAUCGCAAGGCUGAGCUGGAACGCAAGAAGGCCAAGCUGGCCGCUUUGCGCGAGGAGAAGGAUCGAAGGCGGCGCGAGAAGGAGAUCAAGGACAUGGAGGAAGCGGCCGGCCGAAUUGGCGGCGGUGCUGGCAUUGAUAAAGAUCAGCGCAAGGAUCUCGACGAAAUGCUGUCCUCGCUGGGCGUGGCCCCCGUAUCCGAGGUGCUCUCCUCCCUGUCCUCCGUCAACUCGAUGACGUCGGACAACUCCAACACACAGACCCCCGAUGCCAGCUUGCAGGCCACCGUCAAUGGGCAAAGCGGCCUCAAGAAACAGCCCCUCAACCUGAGCGUCUACAAUGUCCAGGCAACGAACAUUCCACCAAAGGAGACGCUGGUCUAUACGAAACAGACACAGACGACCAGUACCGGCGGACACGAACGUGAUGUUCUUUCUUGCCACUCCUCGCCUCUGUCAGGAUAUAUGGAGGACUGGUGGCGUCCACGUAAAGCUCAUGCUACGGAUUAUUAUGAUGAAUACAAUCUUAAUCCGGGUUUAGAGUGGGAGGAUGAAUUCACAGGAGAUGACGAAGAGAGCUCGCUGCCGCAUCUGGACAAUGGAUUCACUUCCAAGCUGCCCCCGGGUUAUCUCACCCACGGCCUGCCCACCGUCAAGGACGUGGCCCCGGCCAUUACGCCGCUCGAGAUCAAGAAAGAGACUGAGGCGAAGAAAGAGGUCAACGAGCUGUCCGAGGAGCAGAAGCAGAUGAUCAUCCUAUCGGAGGACUUCCAGCGGUUUGUGGUGCGCGCCGGCCGCGUUAUCGAGCGAGCCCUCUCGGAGAACGUGGACAUCUACACGGACUACAUUGGCGGCGGCGACAGCGAGGAAUCCAGUGACGAGCGAUCGCAUGCACGGCUCUCACUGAAUCGAGUUUUCUACGAGGAACGCUGGUCGAAGAACCGCUGCAUCACCAGCAUGGAUUGGUCCACGCACUUCCCGGAGCUAGUGGUGGCCUCGUAUCACAACAACGAGGAGAGCCCCAACGAGCCCGAUGGCGUCGUAAUGGUCUGGAAUACAAAGUUUAAGAAGACCACGCCCGAGGACAUCUUUCACUGUCAGAGCGCGGUGAUGUCCACCUGCUUUGCCAAGUUCAAUCCCAACCUGAUCCUCGGCGGCACCUACUCGGGCCAGAUUGUGCUGUGGGACAACCGUAUCCAGAAGCGCACUCCCAUUCAGCGCACGCCGCUAAGUGCUGCUGCCCACACGCAUCCCGUUUACUGCCUCCAAAUGGUGGGCACCCAGAAUGCGCACAAUGUCAUCUCCAUAUCCUCGGACGGCAAGCUGUGCUCCUGGUCUUUAGACAUGUUGUCACAGCCGCAGGACACGCUCGAGCUGCAGCAGCGACAGUCGAAGGCCAUCGCCAUUACAUCCAUGGCCUUCCCGGCCAACGAGAUUAACUCGUUGGUGAUGGGCAGCGAGGACGGUUACGUCUACUCUGCCUCGCGCCAUGGCCUUCGCUCCGGUGUCAACGAGGUGUACGAACGGCAUCUGGGCCCCAUCACUGGCAUUUCCACACACUACAACCAACUCUCGCCGGACUUUGGCCACCUUUUCCUCACCUCGUCGAUCGACUGGACCAUCAAGCUUUGGUCGCUUAAGGACACAAAGCCGCUGUACUCGUUCGAAGAUAACUCGGACUAUGUGAUGGACGUGGCCUGGUCGCCAGUUCAUCCGGCUCUCUUUGCCGCCGUCGACGGCAGUGGCCGUUUGGAUCUGUGGAACCUCAACCAGGACACCGAGGUGCCAACAGCCUCUAUCGUUGUGGCGGGAGCACCGGCGCUAAAUCGCGUCUCCUGGACGCCCUCCGGCCUGCAUGUAUGCAUCGGCGACGAGGCCGGCAAGCUGUACGUGUACGAUGUGGCCGAGAAUCUGGCACAGCCGUCGCGGGACGAGUGGUCGCGGUUCAACUCGCAUCUCAACGAGAUCAAGCUCAACCAGAGCGACGAAGUCUAGGGCGAUAGUAGUAGUAGUAGUAGUAGUCGAUUCCGCGAGGGUGAAGAGUCCUUGAUUGAAAUUUAAUUUGUAUUCUCUUUUUUUGUGAUCCCUACUGCUCCUUAACGCUGUGUAUAGACCAGACAAAACCCACGCUCAUCCGCAGUCCAAAUGCUCAGCAUGCUCGUUGGAUCACCUCCCACUCGUCACUCCGCCUCCCUCAGUCCGUCAAGUAACUCAAGUAAAUGUAUUAGAAAGUUCAUCCAAUGAAACGGAAUUUAGAUAUUUAUUACGAGACAGAGAAUUAUAAAGAGCGGCGCUAACAAUUGGUAUUUUUAUUUAGCUUGAUAUUUAUUUAAUUGUUCCGUUCUUUUAAUCAAAUUUUGCAAUCUGCAAAUUGGUUUCUUCUCUUUUUAUUUAAUUUUUGCAACUAGAAAGAAUGAAGAAAGACCGUUUGCAGACAUACAGCGGAGCACAUAAAAUAAAUUAACUACAUAUUAUAUACAUAUAUACAACAAUAAAUUAAGCUUGAACCUGAGAAGAAGAAAGACAGAGAUAAGAAAAGGGGGCUAGGAGGAAGUAGAGAACAGAAGAGCGACGGAAAGAAAGCCACUUAACUGAAAGAGCCCAAAAAUGUAAAUGUAUUAGAGCGAAGCCUAUUUAACGAGAUUAAAUAAAGAUAAUAUCUAUAUA
This is a messenger RNA of Drosophila kikkawai, 3070 nucleotides long. NCBI's taxonomy places the organism in Eukaryota, Metazoa, Arthropoda, Insecta, Diptera, Drosophilidae. The record is from RefSeq and is a predicted model, not a curated record.